UGGCCCCCGGCAGCGCCGCGGAGCCGGAGCGAGGGUGACCGCCCGCGGGGGACACCGCGCCGCUGGCCUCGGAGGACUUUUACUAUAAUUGCCAUCAUUGUUGUUGUUAUUAUUAUUAUUAUUAUUGGGGGUUUAAUUUUUUAAUUCUUUCGCGGGGCAGCGGUUUUUUUUUCCUCCUCCUUCGGCGCGGUGGAAAACACACGUUUUAGACCAAAAUCCCAAACCAGCCCAUCCAUCCUCUUUGCUUUGCGCUUCGCAGCAACUUGGAGCCCGUUAAUUGCACUUGGCGAUGGAUGAGUUCCACCCCUUCAUCGAGGCGCUGCUCCCCCACGUCAGGGCCUUCGCCUACACCUGGUUCAACCUGCAGGCCCGCAAGCGCAAGUACUUCAAGAAGCACGAGAAGAGGAUGACGAAGGAUGAGGAGAGGGCGGUGAAGGACGAGCUGCUGAGCGAGAAGCCGGAGGUGAAGCAGAAAUGGGCCUCGCGCCUCCUGGCCAAGCUGCGCAAGGACAUCCGGCCCGAGUGCCGCGAGGACUUCGUGCUCUCCAUCACGGGCAAGAAGCCCUCGUGCUGCGUCCUCUCCAACCCCGACCAGAAGGGCAAGAUGCGCCGCAUCGACUGCCUGCGGCAGGCGGACAAGGUGUGGCGGCUGGACCUGGUCAUGGUCAUCCUCUUCAAAGGGAUCCCGCUGGAGAGCACCGACGGCGAGCGCCUGGUCAAGUCGGGCCAGUGCACCAACCCCAUCCUCUGCGUCCAGCCCCACCACAUCAGCGUCUCCGUCAAGGAGCUCGACCUCUACCUGGCCUACUUCGUCCGUGAGAGAGAUGCAGAGCAGAGCAGCAGCCCCCGGACAGGCAUUGGCUCGGACCAGGAGGACAGCAAACCCAUCACGCUGGAUUCAACAGACUUCCAGGAAAGCUUCGUCACCUCGGGGGUGUUCAGUGUCACCGAGCUCAUCCAGGUGUCCCGAACGCCGGUGGUGACGGGCACAGGGCCAAACUUCUCCCUGGGGGAGCUGCAGGGCCACCUGGCCUAUGACCUGAACCCCUCCAGCACCGGCAUGAGGAGGACACUGCCCAGCACCUCCUCCAGCGGGAGCAAACGGCACAAGUCGGGGUCCAUGGAGGAUGACAUUGACACCAGCCCUGGGGGCGAGUACUACACCUCCUCCAACUCCCCCACCAGCAGCAGCCGCAACUGGACAGAAGACAUGGAAGGGGGCAUCUCCCCCACUGUGAAGAAGACGGAGAUGGACAAGUCCCCCUUCAACAGCCCAUCACCCCAGGACUCCUCGCCCCGGCUGAGCAGCUUCACGCAGCACCACCGUCCCGUCAUCGCUGUGCACAGUGGUAUCGCCCGAAGCCCGCACCCAUCGUCUGCGCUGCAUUUCCCCACCACCUCCAUCCUUCCCCAGACGGCCUCCACCUACUUCCCGCACACGGCCAUCCGGUACCCGCCUCAUCUCAACCCGCAGGACCCGCUCAAAGAUCUCGUCUCGCUGGCCUGCGACCCGUCCAACCAGCAGCCCGGACCGUUAAAUGGAAGUGGUCAAGUGAAAGUGCCCAGCCACUACCUGCCCACGCAGAUGCUGGCGCCGCCACCUCCCCCCGGCAUGCCCCGCUUGGCCGUCUCUCCUGACACCAAAUCCACCACGACAACUUCCGAGGGAGGGACGACCUCGCCGACAUCACCCACCUACUCUGCACCAGGCACGCCCCCUGCGAACCGUUCCUUCGUGGGAUUAGGACCAAGGGAUCCUGGGAGUAUCUAUCAGGCACAGUCCUGGUACCUGGGAUAAUCGCCGCCGUGCCGCCCCUUCGCCUCCCUUCUCCUCUGCUUUAGGCACCCCCAGAGGAACAUCCCCGUCCCCGAGCACCAGGCCCAGCCUUGCGGUGACGACGGAGAGCGCGGCCUCACGACGACGACGACGACGACGACAAGCAAAACCCACACCCGAAGGAAAGAGCAAGGGAAAGGAAGAAGGAAAAGGGUCAAACUGUUUUAAAAUGGAAGAAAAAAAAAAAAAAAAACAAAACCCCACAAACAAAAAAACAAACAAACCAACAACCCAUCCCAGGAGGACCUUUCCCCCCCACCCCGGCGAUGCGCCAGAAAACAAAGAAACAGGAAAAAAAGAAAAAAAAAAAAAAAGAAAGAAAAAACACUAUUCUUUACCCCGUGGGCCGGCGCCGCGCUGAGACCUGACACGAGCGGUGCCAGCGCUGCCUCCCGGCCCCGCCGGCCGCUCGCCCAAUAUGCAAACGGCUUUGACUCUCUCGUUCUUGCCUCUAUGUGAGUAACAAAGAUCAAAACCUCCCCCGCCGACCCCCCCGGCCCCAGACUGUCGGGGGUUCGUGGGGCUGGGCCGGGGACCCCUCCCGGGAACCCUCCCGGGGACCCCUCCCGGGAACUCCUCCCGGGAACCCCUCCCGGGGAGCCCUUCCCGCUGCCGCAGCCCCGCGGGGCAGAGCGGGGCGCUCCCGGGCGGGCGGGUGGCGCUCGGUGCUGUGCGAGCGCCCCGGGGUCGGUGCCAUCGCGCUGCGGUGACACGGUGACAUCGCGCUGCGGUGACGGUCGUGCGGUGGCACAGUGGAUGGAGCGGGUGGCACAGGAGGAGGGGGGUUGUGACCCCAGCGGGUGCACGGGCACAGCCGGGACGGUCGCGGCGGCGGUGGCACCUCGGUUCCCGCUCGGACACGGUGUCGGUGUCGGUGUCGGGACGCUCCCACCUCGCCCCACGCGUCACAGCGGCGGUGGCACCCCGGUUCCAUCACGGGGACUGUCGCAGCCCGGCGGCCACGGUCGCGCCGAGGCUCCGGUCACCAUCUCUCUGGUCGCCUUCCUCCCCCAAGCCUGCACCGGCCCGGGCCCGUGUGUCCUCAGCCGUGUCCCCAGCCGUGUCCCCAGUGUCCCCGUGUCCCCAGCCGUGUCCCCGCGCCCGGGGUUAACGGGGCAGGGGGCCGUGCGUCCGUGUGUUUGAGCUAUGCAUUCCUGUGGACAGGUACCGGGGGGGGGAGGCAGGGUGCGCUCGUGUUGCACAUUUUGUAGGAAAUGCACUUUUAAGAGGGAAUCAUCAUAAAAAAAAAAAAAAAAAAAAGAAAAAAAAAAAAAGGAGGAAAAAGAAGAAGAGAAAAGAAAACAAAAUCACAAAAAAAGAGGAAGAGGAGGAGGAGGUGGAGUCCCCGGCACCGACUUGCCGGGACGGCUGGUUUGGGGUUUUUGGGUUUGGUGGUUUUGUUUUUUUUUUUUUUUUUUUGGGUUUGGCUUUUUUUUUUUUUUUUUUUUUUUUCUUCUUUUUUCUUUUUGGAUACAAAAGGAUGGAGCAGAGAAGCCCGAGCGACGGCGAGGGCAGAGCCAGCCCCCCCGGAGCCCCCCGGAGCCCCCGGCCCCGCGUCAAGUGCCUGAACUGCGGCGGGGAGGGGUCCCGGAGGAGCCGCCCCCGUCCCGUGCGGUGACAGCGGGGCCGGGAAGGGGACACAGGGACGUGGCAGUGCCUUAGAGCAGAGCGACCCCCGCGACGAGGAGGAGGAAGAGGACGAAGGUGCCCGUUGUCCCAGCGAGAUGAGGACACUGAUCCCCCAAGCAUCUCCGGCCCCGGGGACACCCGAACGGUGCUGAUGGAGAGAAGCCACCGCGGAGCUCCAGGAGCUCCAGGGGACAUCACCGAGGCCACCAUCGCCACCCGCCUGGCCCCCAGCGCCGCCCCGAGGAGCAGCGAGCGGCACCGCAUCCCCAUCCCAGCGACCCCCGCUUCCCCCCCGCUUCCCACCCCCGGGACGGCACAACGAGACACCGGGGAAAGGGCUGACGCAGGAAAUCCCGGGAGACAGAAAAAUUAUAAAAAAGGACAAGAAAAGGAGAAAACCCACCAGAAAAAAAAAAAAAAAAAAGGAAAAAAAAAAAAAAGAAAAGAAAAAACAACAAAAAAAAAGCGCUUGGCGGAGAGGGAAACCUGUUUUUUUUUUUAAAGAUCUGAGAAAAGAAACACAUAAAAAAAGACAAAAAGACAAAAAAAAAAAAAAAAAAAGACAAAUAAA
This is a messenger RNA of Melospiza georgiana, 4037 nucleotides long. RefSeq names its product nuclear factor I C (gene NFIC). Lineage: Eukaryota; Metazoa; Chordata; Aves; Passeriformes; Passerellidae. Bases 290 to 1798 code for a protein of 502 amino acids. The record is from RefSeq and is a predicted model, not a curated record. Gene Ontology annotation, molecular function: RNA polymerase II cis-regulatory region sequence-specific DNA binding; DNA-binding transcription factor activity, RNA polymerase II-specific. The transcript is spliced from 11 exons. Gene Ontology annotation, cellular component: nucleus. Gene Ontology annotation, biological process: regulation of transcription by RNA polymerase II.